ACCCCAAUUAUCUCACCAUGAACGUACUACAAUCAAGCACAAUUCAAUUCCCCCGAAUCUUCAAUUCAACAAUAUCCCAAUUCAAUCAUCACAACAUAUUUCCAAGCGUUCUAAAUUUCAUCAAUUUACGUACCACUCGCAGUAGCCCAUGCAAAUUAUUGGUUAAAGUUGAUGAAGGUCGACGACCAAUAUCGACUGAUUUCCUGAAUCAUUUUAAGGAUCUCGAAGAAGAUGAAGAAGAACUUCAUGAUGAUGAUAUGGCUGAUAUUGAUUGGGAUAAAGUGGAAAAAGAAUUCUCUCCAAAUGGUCGGUCUGAACGAGAAGAAGAAGAAAUGAAUUAUGAAAGGGAUCCUGAAUUUGCUGAAAUUUUGGGAGCUUCUCUUGAUGACCCAGCUAAAGCAAAGGAUAAAAUAGCAGAGAGGCUGAGGAGGAAAAAGGACAAGAUACUGCACCGUAAAACCGGUUCAGCGACACCCAUGAGUGUGACUUUUAACAAAUUUGAGUUCUCCAACUCGUAUAUUUGGAUCGAGUUCUACCAUGCGCCAUUGGACAAAGACAUUAAGAUGAUUUGCGAUGCAAUUCGUUCAUGGCAUAUCGUUGGACGGCUUGGCGGGUGCAAUUCUAUGAAUAUGCAAUUGUCGCAAUCUACCACUGAUAAAAGACCAAGCUAUGAUGAUAUUCAAGGAGCAAAUGUUGAACCGUCUACAUUUUAUAACAUCAGUGAUCUUGAGAUUCAAGACAACCUUGCACGCAUAUGGGUAGAUAUUGGUACUAGUGAGCCUUUGCUGUUGGACAUAUUGAUAAAUGCAAUGACACAGAUAAGUUCAGACCAUGUUGGAAUCAAGCAAAUGGUUUUUGGUGGAUCUGAAUUUGAAAACUGGAGGCCAAAUUUGACAUCAGAGGAUGAAGGUUAUUGUGUGCACAAAAUCUAGGCAACUUGUACAAUCAUAGGUUCUGUUAGGUUGAGAAGAGGUUGUGUGGUGUAAAUUUUUACUUGAUUAUGCAAUAUAAACAUGUGGUGAUCUGUAUCUUUUUUUAAUAUAUAGUGUUGGGAAAAUUGCACC
This is a messenger RNA of Cynara cardunculus var. scolymus (artichoke), 1064 nucleotides long. RefSeq lists its product as uncharacterized. The transcript has 7 exons. Bases 18 to 932 code for a protein of 304 amino acids. NCBI's taxonomy places the organism in Eukaryota, Viridiplantae, Streptophyta, Magnoliopsida, Asterales, Asteraceae. The record is from RefSeq and is a predicted model, not a curated record.